Ixodes scapularis (black-legged tick) is the source of this 2779-nucleotide messenger RNA. RefSeq lists its product as uncharacterized. Gene Ontology annotation, molecular function: sequence-specific DNA binding. The record is from RefSeq and is a predicted model, not a curated record. The transcript is spliced from 3 exons. Lineage: Eukaryota; Metazoa; Arthropoda; Arachnida; Ixodida; Ixodidae. Bases 58 to 1068 code for a protein of 336 amino acids.
CGCAAAAGCGGUUGGCAUCCAUCUUGGCAUCGUCGUUCGCGUAGUCCGCGUAACGAAAUGGUGAAUACGUGCUGCAUUCGGAAUUGCAAGACGAACAAAAUUAAGUCGAGCGAAAUCUCCUUCUUCAAGUUUCCAACGUCCGAGAGACUCCGGAAGGUAUGGGAGGACCGUGUGGGCCCCAAGGGCUUCAAAGCGGACGCCAAUACGCUUCUGUGCUCCCGACAUUUUGUCAAGGGUCGUGUUCACACUUUGGGAGAUCGUCGGGUCCUCCUGAAAAAUUCGAUACCUACGCAAUGUCUAGGCAACGGAGACGUCGAAAUGGACGCGUGUGUUGCAGACACCGAGGAGCCUAAGGACACCGGAAAAAAGAGCGGGUACAAGUGCCUCGUCUGCCACGAGAUGGUGCACCGCAUGUAUGAGUUCCUCACGGAUGCCCACGCGCACCGCUGCUUCUCGCAGCGCCAGCUCAUCUGCGGCCACUGCCUGGUCGGGUUCCCCAACUUCAGCGACCUCAUGUCCCACGUGACGCAGAUCGGAGCGGAUCGCCGCUACGUGCCCGAGGCGUCCGCAUCGCCCGGCGUCAAGAUCUCGAAUUACACCCGCUUUCCGUGCUCCCUCUGCUCCGCCUACUUCACCUCUAGCUCCGCACGAGACGUCCACGAGGCGCGUCACGCGAGGAAGAACGUGCCCGUGCCGGUGCCGACUCCGCAGUCCAUGGAAGUUCGGAGUGCGGAAGGGGCCAGAGCGCAGGCAGGUGGAGAGCAGACAACACAGAACGGCGCCCAGCGAAAGCCGCCCGGCAUUGCACCCAGCAGGAGGGAGCUCUCUCAUUACGCCACGACUGUCGUCUGCAGCCUGUGUAAUUAUUCGUUCGUGAACCUGCGCAGGCUGGACGAACACUACCGGUCGUGUCACGGGGCCGCGCCACUUCCGUUGGACCUCGUCUUUGAGGAAGACUUCGAGUACACCCUGCGGCCAGAGACGCUGUGCUCGGUGUGCGUUAAGCGGAGAUCCUGCGUCGACACGAUUCAGCGGUUGCUUGAGGAGGCGACCAAGGACGGCAUCUGAUGUGGCGAGACCUUUUCCGCAACAGUUUUUUUGUGCGUGCUAAGGGACACCUUGUAGUGAAUCCUUCCAUUCAUGGGCCGUUUUCCAGCGUCUGAAAGCCUAUGUGUCUAGCGUCUUUAUACUUGGCAUCAACUCUUGUGUGCCACAUUGUGGAGGCUGGCAUAGCUUCUGCAGCGCUUUGACCCCACACUGCUGCGAGAGCAUGUGUUUUCGUGUUCUUUCUCAUUUGCAGCUGAGAGUGACUGUUGGACUACUGCGUAAGGUAUGCUAGCCUUGGCAACAUAGUGUAAAAGAGUUGACACCGAGUAUGGUUCUCGGAAGAAAUUAAGUCACUGCCAAACAUUGGCCAUAACCUGGUGUAAAAAGAUAUACAUAUCGAGGAAGCGCAGUGUUGUUGGUCUGCAUAGUGAUGGUACCGAGGAAAAACGGAACUAAGCGGUCUUGCAGUUCUUUUCGCGAUUCUUUUGGAGACAUUUAUGAAAAAUCACGGUUUGCUUUUAAAUUUUUAUUUGAUGGCCAACCUUUUCGUCCUAGAAUUGGGCAUGCAGUUAUUGUGCAUAACAUUUGAUUCCUUGCACAAUUUCAGAGGUGUGAAGAUCGCUGAAUUUUUAGGGUGUGGCACAUUGUUUCGGUGGUUGCGGAUCCGCAGUCAAAAACUGCUCGGCGGAAGUACUGAUCCGGUUGCGGAACAUUGCUAGCCGCUCGCAGCUAUUCGACACCAAGCGUUGCGGAAGUGUGUGUUGAAACAACGCACGGUGCUUGUCAGAGAAGUAUGCUGUGGCUUGUGCGAGCAAACAGAUUUUUGUGCUGUGAUCCAGGAUGCUUCCGGAAUGAGGAUUAAAAUGACAACGCCCCACCAACAUGCUGGCAUUUUUAAUAGAACAAGUACACUGUCAUUCCCGUUGCCCUAUUUACCCAGGAAUUAACCAAGUUCAACAUGUCUCUAAAAACAAUCAGUUAAUAUGACGAUUUUAUUACAAAACUCCGGCAAAUACUUGUCUUUUAAUGGUGAUAUCUUUUGGAAGCCGAGAAUCCCGAGCUCGGAGCUUUAUCUUUAGCAGUUGCUCCUGCUCUUUGAGAGUUUGCAGAGCCGAAAUGCAUCCUUCUGCAUAUGGCUUGCGCUUGCAGCCUAGUGGCGUAAUUGUUGUUCCUUACAAAAAGCUGGGAAACAAAAUAUAAAGUGAAACAAAGUGCAAAUGAAUACAGAUAGUGUAAACUAUCUGUGUUCAUUUGCAGGGCUACUUUUUGAGCGAAAAGUAAUCGACGAGAUGAGAUCACGAUGGCGCGUGCCAUCUUUAGCGCUGAAGACACGGUAACCUGGACUCGUAGCCAGUUGCGUGCGGGACGCAUACCAGCGAGUUACGGGCCGCAUGUUUGAGAUCCCUGGUGUAGGCAAGCGGGUCUUUCAUGUUGUGGGAGACUUAAGUGCCGUGAGCAUAUCGUCGAGCCACCCCCCAAGCACCUUGAUAGAGUAAGCCGUGUACCACAGUUACGACGGCGAUUGCAGGUGCAGCGACGGAUUCGCUCGGUCAGAUUGGUGUCUUGCAACGCCUGUACUGUUGUGAAGCAUCAUCGCAGGUAUAAAACUGUUCAUAACACGCACCUCUCGGAUCUGUAUUUGACACCCUCGCAUGUGGCUGUAAAUAAAUCCCCUUGCGGGCAAGUACAAAAUAUGCCGCUUUCCCUCUUUAUCGUGGCAAAGGUCGUGGGA